Hypomesus transpacificus is the source of this 1249-nucleotide messenger RNA. It is a transcript of the gene hbae5, whose product is annotated as hemoglobin, alpha embryonic 5. Lineage: Eukaryota; Metazoa; Chordata; Actinopteri; Osmeriformes; Osmeridae. The record is from RefSeq and is a predicted model, not a curated record. The transcript has 4 exons. Bases 722 to 1153 code for a protein of 143 amino acids. Gene Ontology annotation, molecular function: heme binding; oxygen carrier activity; iron ion binding. Gene Ontology annotation, biological process: oxygen transport; hydrogen peroxide catabolic process. Gene Ontology annotation, cellular component: hemoglobin complex; haptoglobin-hemoglobin complex; blood microparticle.
GGAGGAGCAGUUCCAAUGCAGGCCAGAUAAAGGCCGUUUAUCAAUCGUUUUCUCCGAGAACGCAUCUGAUUUCCCAGAAAACAGCUCUAUAGGCAUACAAGUUGGUAGAAUGUGUAAAAAAAUAAAUAACUUAAAAGUCCAGUUAUGAACGACAUAGAGAAAAGAUUUGUAGCUGUGUAAAGGGGGUAAAAUUGACACAUUGAAUGUAUCAGGACUGUGCUCGGGACGACCACAGAGGGGAGAAUUGAAACGGGGCAAAUGCCAUCACAUUGAACAUAUGUUUGGGGGCGGGACAGACUCUCUCUUUUUGUUUAUUUGUUGUCUGUGCUUGUGAGACAUCCCUCUACAGGUGUUCCCUAUAUGGUGGCUGAUUGACAACCUACAGGAUUGGUUGGGUCAACGCAUAAAAACAGACCGAGAUAUCCUCUGAAAAACUCGCAGCCUGGGCGGAGUUGCUAGUGCACAGGAGAAGAACAUCAGGCGGCUGACAUAAAACAGUGAAUUCUGGGUAGACUUUUUGUCCGACUUUGAGGAGGCGUUUUUAACCCCUCCCCGACUGCAAGCGGCUACUCUCGCCGGUCGUUUCAUGCAGCCGCAGACCAGUGGAGGAGGAGCAGGAUGGACCUGCAACAUAAAGGAGGCCUCAGGUUCUAGAACCCCAGUCCCUUCCAAAGCAUCGUUCACUUCUUGAGCAGCUUGUGUGGUACUGAAGUCAGCCAAAAUGAGCCUGUCAGCCAAGGAGAAAACUUUAGUCAAGGACUUCUUCACAAAGGUGUCCAGCAGGUCCGAAGAGGUCGGGACUGAGUCUCUCUCCAGGAUGCUGGUGGUCUACCCUCAGACCAAGUCAUACUUCGCCCACUGGAAGGACUUGAGCCCUGGGUCUCCCCCAGUCAGGAAGCAUGGAAUCACUAUCAUGGGUGGCGUCUACGAGGCCGUGAGCAAAAUCGACGAUAUUGUCGGUGGUCUCGUUACCCUUAGCGAGCUGCACGCCUUUAUGCUCAGGAUUGAUCCUGUCAACUUCAAGAUCCUGUCCCACUGCAUCCUUGUGGUGCUGGCCAUGCUGUUCCCCGAAGAUUUCACCCCCCAAGUCCACGUCGCUGUGGACAAGUUUAUGGCCCUCCUAUCCCUGGCCCUGGCUGAGAAAUACCGCUAAAGGACAGGCACAGUUCGUGCAUGUCGCACCAGCCAGAUGUGUCUCUCGUGUUUGAAAUUCAUCUUCAUUGAGAAAUAAAAGUGGUGCAAUAACGCU